Trichoderma asperellum CBS 433.97 is the source of this 894-nucleotide messenger RNA. RefSeq lists its product as uncharacterized. The record is from RefSeq and is a predicted model, not a curated record. NCBI's taxonomy places the organism in Eukaryota, Fungi, Ascomycota, Sordariomycetes, Hypocreales, Hypocreaceae.
AUGACUUCUCUCUCCCUUCCCCCAUCGCCCCUCUUCCAACUCACGCCCUUCUUCCUCCUCCUGCUCCUCUACGGCCUCUGCCCACAGCACUUCCCCCCCUCCACCGCAACAACCAUGCUCUUCGUCCUCUACGCCAUCCUCGCCCAGCUCGCCAUCCACCGCGCCUCCACAAUCUCCAUCCUCCACAACGCCAGCAUCAUCCUCCUCAGCGCCGCCCACCUCGCAGUCGCCGCAAUCUACACGCUCUACUACACCGCCCCGGCGGUCGUCCGCGCUCGAAACGCCCUCUUCGCCUACUUUGACAGAGUGCACCGGCAGAUUCGCCUGCUGAAGAAUUUGCUAAAGAUUAGAUAUCGCGUCCCGACUCCGACUUGCUUGACGCUGCCGCUUGAUAUACUGCGCGAGGAUGAUGCCUUUGAAAAAACAGCCUCGGUAUACUCACAAAAUACAGUCUCUGCCUCUCAAUGGCGUUGUAAAGAACUAAGCAGCUUUGUCCCUCCGCCGUUCGAAAGGCGCGGGUAUCUGCCCUAUCAGCCAUAUCCAAUCGUCUGGUUCUUCCGCAACUUAUUUUACUUCAUGCGAGCUAUUGUACUAUGCGUUUAUACCACGUUUCUAUCAAUAUUCUUCACUGUAAAGUUCUUCCACGACACAACAGUCUCGUCUAUCUGUUUCACAGGAGCCUGCUUCACCUUCGUUAUCAAGCGCAUUGUCAAGCCGUACUUCCGCUUACCAUGGCACCUCGUAAAGUUCAUUAUUCGACAAUUUCCAACUUUUACCUUCUUCGCUGUGCAUCUCACUGUCACAUUUAUUGUAUUGUCCUUUGGAGAGAUGACUGCUCUGUGGACGUGUAUAUUUACGGAAUUCUGGCUACUAUCCCGGCUAGAGCGCUUAUGA